Molecule: messenger RNA, 5567 nt
Organism: Megalobrama amblycephala (Wuchang bream)
Lineage: Eukaryota; Metazoa; Chordata; Actinopteri; Cypriniformes; Xenocyprididae
Gene: bach2a
Product: BTB and CNC homology 1, basic leucine zipper transcription factor 2a
Exons: 6
Coding region: 1135-3456 (773 amino acids)
Biological process (GO): regulation of transcription by RNA polymerase II
Molecular function (GO): DNA-binding transcription factor activity, RNA polymerase II-specific; protein binding; RNA polymerase II cis-regulatory region sequence-specific DNA binding
Source: RefSeq, a predicted model, not a curated record
UUUGAGAACCAGAAAGAACUGUUGUAUGUAUAAAUACACACACACUAACAUCAAUACUGAGCUGCUGCUGUAAUCACAAUCCCUGGUGUUUGAAAUGACUUGAGUGACUCAAACAAAGCUAGAAAGCAAUCAUUUCCCAAGUGCACCAUGAACACUGACAGGUUCACUGAUGCUUUGUAAGGACGGAUGCCGAGCUGAGGCAUUUUUCGCAUCUUAAGGUCUCCAUUUUCAGCGAUAAAGAGGACUUUGAUGUCAGUGCCACUCUGCGCCUUUGAGAAUCUGUCACAGUUAUUUUUGAACCUAACAGUGAAAUUAUAUGGCUCGUUUGGAUCAGAAUCAAAGGAGAAGCAAAAGCCGUCUGCAACAACGCGAUAAUUCAUGUAAUUGCUUGCCAGCUCCUUUGGGGUACAGUGAGAUUAAGUGCUGUGAUGCUUACUCUGGCCUUGCUCUAAUCUAAAUACAACCACUAUAAAGCUCAAUCUGUUUUUAAAGUAUGAAUAACCUGAACUGUGGUUGCAAUUUUUGCUAUCAUAUAGGCUACUGUUUCUUUUUUAAAGAAGAAGUCGCAAUGUGAGGGUUUCUUCAAAUCAAUGCUUGCGUGUAUAAGGUGUCAAAAUCCCAUUAUCUGUGAAAUCAUUAGCACGCCAAAUGCGUUAUACACCUAUCCGCAGUAUGCAGCACUUCAGAAGGUGAUUCAUUUACAGGUGUGAGGAUGUUAGCUAGAUUCACAAAUUGUAGAAACACUGAAUGGCUCGCGCUAUUUUAUCUCUCUUUACUAUGGGCGCAUCGCCAUGACGUCAUCGCCCCAAUGUCAACAAUGUAGCAAUUUAGAGGAGGCGCGUGCUGGAAAUGCCACAAUCAGCAAAGAGCAAAGCAAAAGCACGCGGUCUCGAAUGUAAUCCAACACAGACGGAGACACAUCAUUCCUCCUGCUUCAAAGACACGAAUCGCCGUGCACACGCUCCUCCAGCUGUUCACGAAGCGCGAAGAAAGAGACCAUGUGAACGCGCGUCUUGCAGAACAUCUUCUUGCAGGAACGAGUGAAAGUUUAGACAGCACUCUUGUUAUUCUCAGAAAGCUCUUCAGUGGUUGGAACUGAAAGAAGAGCCGCUGUAAUCAGGCUCUGUGCAAGGAAUGUCUAAGGAGAAGCCUGAAGCUCCCAUGUAUGUGUAUGAGUCGACGGUGCAUUGUGCCAACAUCCUCCUGUGCCUGAAUGAACAGCGGAAGCAGGACGUCCUGUGUGAUGUGACAGUACUGGUGGAGGGGAGGGAGAUCCGUGCCCACAAGGCAGUGCUGGCAGCUUGUAGCCAGUAUUUCUCCCUGCUGCUCAGGGGCCAGACGGAGCAUGAGCCGGUCAUCAGCCUGCCACAGAAGAUCACGGAGAAAGGCUUUGCCCCACUGUUGCAGUUUGCUUACACAGCCAAGCUGCUACUCAACAGGGACAACAUCCAGGAUGUCAUGUGCUGUGCAGAGUUCCUGGGCAUGCACAACCUCGAAGACUCCUGCUUCCACUUCCUACAGGCCCAGAUGAAAGGUGAGGUUGAUGGCAUGCACACCAACCAGAAUGCCCCAUCAGAAGACGGAAACGUGCGGCCGAGUGACUCCAAGCCUCCACUGUUCAGAUCAAGGCUGCACCCUGAAACUGAGCAAUUGAAAACCACCGACAACUUCCAUUCUCCAGCCUUCGACCUCCCUCGUUAUCCCAAAUAUCGAAAGUACCAUCAGGUUCAUGCUAAGCACAACGCAACCACCUCCUCACACAGCAGUACCUCAAGCUUUCAUGGCUCCUUGCAGGACACCGUCACCAGCAGCGAUGCUCGGGGCCUGGAUUUGUCAAAGGUGAAGGCAGAGCCAGCCAGUGGAGAAGUCUGUGUACCACUAGAAUUGUCUGAGUUGGAGCAGGAUGGUCUGGUCAGGGGUAAAGGCUGUGACAUAGAGAUGGACAUGGAAAUGGAGUUUGAAGGAAGGCAACUUAGUUCAACACCCACUGAAUUGCCUGUGAGCAAAAGUUCACCAGUGUGCCUGAGCUCCCUUGUUAAAAAGGAAGUCACUUCUUCAGAUGAUUAUCUUACCACUGAUCUGCAACCUGCCAGCAAAAGCUCUCCCGUUCGAGAACAAGAAGUUGCUCCGGGUGACUUCCAAAAGGACUAUCAGGCUUUCAUUGGGGGACUUGAUGAGAUAUCCUCAGAGAAGGCUGAGAAAUUAACUGAUGGGGUGUCCCUCAAGUCACUUUCCUUUGAGAGGAUCUGUUCGCAGGAUGCUGAACAGGAGAGCGACCGAAAAAGCGUCAUCUUCUCCUCUCGGACCUCCUACCAUCUGGUGGCACCUGCACACUCUUAUCCGGGUGAGAACUGUUUGGGGCAGGAAACCCCGGAAGACCUAUGGGCAGGUUCCAGCCAGUCAUUCCCCUGCUCCCAAACACUUUCCCCUACUUCUGUCUCUCAAGAGCCACAGUUGCCCUACCGCCGCCGCCCAAAGAGCAGCUGUCCGGUGCCCAUUAAAAUGUGUCCUCGCUCAUCUCGUGCGGAAAGUCACAUCAGAACCUCCAGCUCUUGCUCUUCCUACUCCUACGCUGAGGAUGGAAGUGGAGGAUCUCCUUCCAGCCUGCCCCAGUUUGAGCUCUCUACCUCUCCUUGUUCCACCAUGGCGCGAUGCCUGGCGUUCGAACACCGGGAGCAUAGCACGUCGGGGACACCAAAAAUCAAGUGUGAGAAGUCAUAUGACACUAAUUCCAGUGAUGAAUCUGGAUCUUUUUCUGAUGGAGAUAGCGAAUUGUUUGCCACCAAAGAGCACAGUCAAGAGGUGAAACUGCCUUUCUCAGUCGACCAGAUCACAGAGCUUCCACGCAACGACUUUCAGCUGAUGAUAAAGAUGCAUAAACUGACCUCGGAUCAGCUAGACUUCAUCCACGACAUGAGACGCCGCAGUAAAAACCGCAUCGCAGCUCAGCGCUGCAGGAAAAGAAAGCUGGACUGCAUCCAAAACCUGGAGCGUGAGAUUCACAAAUUGGUCUGCGAGAGACAGAAGCUCCUAACCGAGCGCAGCCAUUUAAAGACCUGCAUGGGGGAGCUGUGGGAAAACUUUUCCUUUCUGUCUCAGGAGGUCUGCAGGGAGGAACAAUGGAGUCCGGAUCAGUCUCGAUCUCUAUAUAGUCUACAACCAGACCCAGUUUUAUCUGGUUCAACUGGUACAGACCUUAGAAUAUCUCCCAGUCCAACCAGUAUAGACAUCACCCUCACCUCACAUGGCAGCAUAGUGUCAUCCCCUGACUGUCAAACCAUAGCCCAUCCUUCACACCCGCACAUUAGAGUGGACAGAGAUGCUGUGCCGCCCCAGGACACUGUCACCUCUGCGAGGUCAGAGCCCUCCCAGAUGGGCAGCUCAAGUGUGACGAUUGAUUUCUGCCAGGAAAUGACCGAGAAGUGUACAACAGAAGAGCUCCCUGAAAGAAACUGAGUCUGGUAAACUGCAUUUUUAUCUUUUAACACGAGUAUUGGUUCAGUACGUGUUCAAAUGUUACUACUUUUUUUUUUCUUUUCUUCUUUUUUUCCCAGUGUUAAGUUUUAUUUGUUGCUAUUUUAGGUGACUGUUCUGUUUACAUUUUUUUUGUGUAAAUGGAUGUGUUCUCGUACAUGCUGUAUAGGAUGCUAAAAUCAUUUAUCACUUUCACUUUCUUUCAUAUAUAAUAUAUAUAUAUAUGAAUACAUACGCACACACAUACAUACAUGCAUACAUAUACAUAUACAUACACAAACACAUGCAUACAUACAUAUUAUAUAUAUAUAUAUAUAUAUAUAUAUAUAUAUAUAUAUAUAUAUAUAUAUAUAUAUAUAUAUAUAUAUAUAUAUAUGGUUCUCAGAUUUAUCUCAGGAAUUGCAGACUUUGUUUUUGUGGCAACAACUUCAAAUCAUGCAGCAUAUGCAAAUGUGAUAUUGAGUAUUUGAAAGUGUUUUGCACCUAUUGUGCGUUCAAGCAUUCCUAAUGUGCGUAAAGAAAAAACGAAAUCAGAUAACAGAGAAACUAAACAGCUGCUCACCUGAAUUUGCAAGAAGCUGAGCAAUCUGUUUUUCCACGCAGAGAAAUGAACAUCUGAUCUCUUUCUCUCUCUACAAAAGGUCAGAAUAGAUCAUAAAUGACGAUUAGCUGCCUAUAUGAUUGUCCCCUCCGAUAUUUUGUGAAGCACCAUUUCAUACGGUCCAGAUUUUUUUCUAUAGAUUUUUCUGAAGCUCAGUUUUCUAGACUGUUAAAAUGUUUGAUCAGGGAUGUCUGUUAUGUAUAAAACUCUCCAAGCAAACUUUAGUAAAUUACUCAUUCUGACUUUGUUUAUUUUGGCAGCUCACAUUUAGAUCUCUCCGAUCUGACUUGAUUCCUUCAGGGUGUUACGCACAUUAUCAUUUUACUGUUGUCAGAUAAGCAAAUCAAUAUUAUUUUUCUCUGUUAUGUUUUGGUUAUAUAUUGGUGGUGGGUGCGGACCUUUAUCAUUUUUUAAAUGUUUAAAAGUUUGUACACGUAACCACACUCCAAUCCCAGUGUUCGGUUAUUUCCGCGUGGUUGAAAUGUUUUCACCGUUAAAAGUUUCCAAUACCGUUCCUCCUUCAAUUCAGUGUAAUUAUAACACUUUUACAUGUUUGAUUUAAUUACAUGAGGUGAAAGUUCAAGCCUUAAGGUGACAACAGUUGGAAAAAUCUCAAUGCUGCAUUACAUUGUUGUUGUUGCUUUAAGUGACUUGCAUCUGUAUCGUCACAAUACUAAAGUUCAAAGGUGAGAUGGGGUAUAUGUUUUACUGUUUUAAUUAAGUCUAUUUACUUCAAAUUAUUGUGAACUGCAUGACUUUAAUGACAGAUAAAACAUGAUUAAAGCUGUGUUUUUAAUAUUUUGUUUGUACUAAAACUUUUGGAUUCUGAUUGAACAUGUUACAUGUUAGUUUAAGUCUGUAUUGGCCAAAAAUCAAAUGGUUGUGGCCUUAAAAAAAUCUCAUAUAGUCAUGUGGGUUAAUUUGUGCGCCAUAAACGGCAACUCCCAAAUAAUUGACUGUCAAGAAUUCAAAUGUCUCAGAUUAAAUUCUUAAGAAUUCUGUGCAUAUUCAGAUUUUUUUUUUUUUCUCUCUCUCUCCAUGACCUUUGAAUUUGGAUUUGGAUAAAGCAUUUUAUCAUGCCUUUGUUAUAUGAUGCACCACAGUUGUUAUAUGAAUACUGUGAUAAGGGCAAAUACGAAUAUUCAUUAUUAGUUUACAUGCAGUAGGGAGAGUUUGGACAUUCGCAGAUCUACCUGUAAAAUCGAUAUACCUCUCGUCUCGGACAAGGUCUGUAGCAGAACUGGUUUACAACCUUUUUAAAAGACGUUUUACAAUAAUUUCUUUUAUGUAGAUUUUGUAUGUAUUGUACAUAUUCUGUUUAUAGUUAUUUGUGGGAUUCUUUGAAAAUGAUUGUUUUGCUUUCUUUUGUUAAUUAAAUCUUGAAAAGUUGUGACCUCAAUGUUCAUAAUCUGUAUUUGUUACAUUCUUGAAUGUGUCCACAUUGAAUUUGUCUACUAGGAUAUUAAAUAAAUUGCCACGCAUGUUUUAUGCA